Messenger RNA from Adineta steineri, 858 nucleotides. The record is from the annotation of a GenBank genome assembly. Lineage: Eukaryota; Metazoa; Rotifera; Eurotatoria; Adinetida; Adinetidae.
AUGGCAACUUCGAAUAUAAAAAAAGACGAUGAACAAUGGGAAUCAAUUCAGACAAUACAUAAUCAACAUCAAUGGAACGAAUCAAGUGACGAUGAAAAAGACGAUAUAGAUAAUAAUGAAUUUUUCGAUGCACAUGAUACUGAUCAUCAUAUUAAUCAACCGCCUUCCACAGAAGUUAACACUGAAGCCGAACUUUUACAUAAUCGUCUUAAUUCACAAUUACAUACCGAUGAAGUACCAAAGAAGAAAUCACCAGAAGAUCCAUAUUUUAUUGAUGAGGAAUUACUUGUGGAACGCGAAAAACUUUUAACAGAAGAAGAUAAAGAAAAACGUCAUAGCGAAGCCCAACUAGCAAAAGAUGAAGGUAAUACUUUAUUUGGGCAGGGUGAACAUGACCAAGCAUUACAAAAAUAUAGUGAGGCAAUAUCAUUAUGUCCACUGAAACAUACUCGUGCUCGUGCUGUUAUCUAUGCAAAUCGUGCAGCAUGUCUAAUGAAAAUGGCAAAAUAUGAAUCUGCUGUUCAAUCAUGUACAAAAUCGAUUGAACUUGAUUCAGAUUAUGUGAAAGCAUAUGCACGUCGUGCUGAAUCUUAUAAACAAAUUGAUAAAUUAGAAGACGCAUUACAAGAUUACCAAAAAAUUCUUGAACUUGACCCAAAUAAUAAUCAAGCACGAAAAGAAGUCUAUACAUUACCCGAUCAAAUAAAAGAACGUAAUGAAAAAAUGAAAGAAGAAAUGUUAGGUAAAUUAAAAGACUUGGGAAAUAUGAUAUUAAAACCAUUUGGUUUAUCAACAAAUAAUUUUAAACUUCAACAAGAUCCAUCGAGUGGUUCAUAUAACGUUAAUUUUCAGAAAUAA